Molecule: messenger RNA, 3546 nt
Organism: Scatophagus argus
Lineage: Eukaryota; Metazoa; Chordata; Actinopteri; Scatophagidae
Gene: ubash3ba
Product: ubiquitin associated and SH3 domain containing Ba
Exons: 14
Coding region: 607-2535 (642 amino acids)
Molecular function (GO): protein binding
Source: RefSeq, a predicted model, not a curated record
ACUUGCAAUUACAUUGCCUCACCUAGUGUGAUUAAUUUUAACAACCCUACGGCUAACCUAAAGAGUGCUCGAUACUUUCAGUUUAACGGCUAUGUUCCGCAAAGACUUCCCGUAAUCUCACAAACGGUGUACUGUCCCUUUAACUAAGAGGGUUGAACCCCAUUACAGACUGAGCCUCCGCUCACUCAGGACCCAUUCAUAAAUAAGACAUCGUAUUUAAAGGAAGCUCACAUAGUCGCAUCUGAUAUUUCGUUCACCGGACCGGAUGCGAAGGACGAGCAGGAACCAAACAUGUUCACCGUGGUCGGGGACUGUGAGUUGGGGGCACGGCUGAGAGAGCAGGAGUGACUUCCCAUGGCCGACCCCCCUGCUGAUGGUUUUGACUUCAUGUGCGAGCCGUCAGGAGGCAGAUUGAUCCAACUCAGAGCAUUUGUCCAACCCAGAAAAAUGCUCGUUUUCUCGGAGUGUUUUUUCCGUGCUUCCGCUUAACACAAGUAACCCUGUUUAGAUACUCUUUCAUUCUUAUUCUACUUCAGCUUCUUCUUUUAAUAAAUGAAAAUACACCAAAAGAGCCCAGACCCUGGCAUGCGAAUGGAGGAUUGAGUUAUGGCAGCUAAAGAGGACUUGUAUGCCAAAGUGAUCCCGCGGAGGCAGCGCCAGACCCGGCCAAGCACCAUCAAACAUGGGUCCACUCUGGACGUGCUGCUGUCCAUGGGCUUCCCCAAGACCAGGGCCUUGAAAGCUCUGGUUUCGACAGGAGGGAAAAACGUGCAGGCAGCUUGUGACUGGCUCUUCUCCCACGUGGAUGACCCGUUCUUGGAUGAUCCUCUGCCCAGAGAGUAUGUGUUAUAUCUGCGACCCAGUGGACCGCUGCUCCAGCAGUUGUCGCACUUCUGGCAGCAGUCCCGUCUCUCCUGUGGCAAGAACAAGGCACACAACAUCUUCCCCCACAUCACCCUCUGCCAGUUCUUUAUGUGUGCAGAUGGGAAGGUGGAGGCCCUGGCCGAUGCACUCCAGGCCACCGUAGCCAAGUGGAAGGGUCGUAUACCCAUGCCCCUCCCACUGGAACUCUACACCUCCUCAACCUUCAUCGGGCUCUUUGUUGAGGAGCAGGUGGCAGAGGUGCUAAAGGGUUUCGCUGCUGACUUUGCUACUGAAGCAGCAGCUAAAGCAGAUGUUCUUGUAGAACCCCAUAAGAAACAGCUUCAUGUUACUUUGGCAUACCACUUCCAUGCCGGUCAACUUCCAAUUUUGGAGAAGUUGGCCAAAACUGUGGAUGUGUCUUCAGGCUGUGAUUGGCUGGCCGUGCUCUUCUCCCGGGAUAUUCGGUUUGCUAAUCACGAGACACUGCAAGUCAUGUACCCGUAUGUGCCUCAGAAUGACGACGAGCUUGAGCUGGUACCAGGAGACUUUAUCUUCAUGUCUCCAGUGGAGCAGAGCAGUGCUAGCGAAGGCUGGGUGUACGGCACCUCUCUGGGCACGGGGCUAUCGGGCCUGCUGCCUGAGAACUACAUCAGCCUUGCUGAUGAGUCUGACACCUGGGUUGUCCACGGGUCACACUCUUUUCUCAACUGUGCCUCUCCAUCUAACUCCGGCAGCACUGUGGGUGGGUCAUUAUUUGAUGGGAAGCUGAAUGACAGCCUAUUUGACAGUCUUAUGGAUCCUUCCAGCCUCACUGGCCUUUGUCCUCCUAUGCAGGUGUCGAGGCCAGCCAGUCAGUCCUCCCUGUCCAAGAUGAGACUGUUUGUGUGUCGCCAUGGGGAAAGGAUGGAUGUGGUGUUUGGGAAACACUGGGUCUCUCAGUGCUUUGACUCCAAAGGCCGAUAUAUUCGCUCUAAUCUCAACAUGCCAUCCAGCCUGCCAGCUAGAAGUGGAGGUCAUCGGGACUUUGACAAAGAUUGUCCAAUUACUGUGUUUGGCUCCACCCAGGCCCGUCUUGUAGGUGAAGCCCUGUUGGAAAGCAACUCAACAAUAGACUUUGUUUACUGCUCUCCUUCUCUUCGCUGCGUCCAGACUGCUCAGCACAUUCUGCAGGGUCUCCAGCAGGAGGAAAAGGCAAAGAUCCGCGUGGAGCCUGGACUGUUUGAAUGGACUAAGUGGGUUUCAGGCACAUCUUUACCCACCUGGAUCCCCCCAGCUGAGCUGGCUGCUGCUAACCUGAGUGUGGACACAACAUACAGACCUCAUAUUCCCAUAAGUAAGUUGGUGGUGUCCGAGUCUUAUGACACUUACAUCAGCAGGAGCUUCCAAGUAACCCGAGAGAUCCUGGCAGAGUGCAAGAACCUGGGAAACACGGUCCUAAUUGUGGCCCAUGCUUCCUCCCUGGAGGCUUGCACUCGUCAGAUACAAGGACUAGCCCCCCAGAACUCAAAGGACUUUGUCCAAGUUGUCCGAAAGAUUCCUUACUUGGGUUUUUGUGCUUGUGAAGAAAUGGGAGAGACCGGGGUGUGGCAGCUGGUCGACCCGCCCAUCUUGCCUCUGACACAUGGACCCAAUCACAGUUUCAGCUGGAGGGAAAUGCUAAUGCAAGACUGAAGGAUGUGCUGUUUGACUCCCUUCUUUUGCCAGCCCUGAACUGCUGAAAAAAUAUUUAUUUUUAAGCCACACCGCUAAAAAUGACCAAAAAAAAAAAAAAAAAAAAAAGCCAAACAAAAAACACAAUUCUUGCUUCUGUCAAAGACAUCAUGCAAAAAAAGUACAUUAAUUCAAGCAAAUGUAUUCAGACACACUGCUCAGGAAUGAGAAAAUACAGUUUGUGUGGAGAUCACAGCAAAUAUGAGCUAGAGACUGGGUGGCAGUUUGUCGAGUUUUCUUCAGAGUUCCACUUCUAAACCCAAAAUGUCAUGUGCUACAUGAAAUCUGGAUAUUUCUUCAUGGUUGUUGAUGAAUCAGGUUUUAUGCCAUGAGGAGGUGUCAUUAAGCUCCGUCUGUGGUUCCUCCUCAGGCCAUUCGGUGAAGACUUGCUGUUCUGCUGCCUUCUCACACACUGUGACAAGAAUUAGAUGAGAAAGACUUGUACCACAGAAAUAUUUUUCCAUGUGUCAGAUAUGAUUAUUUAACUAGCAGCUAUGACCCUCAUGAGAAAAAAGCACAAAAGAAAUGCUGACAAUCAGCAAGAGGAGAACUGAUCUUCAUUGUUUCUGGUGCUGAGGUGGUUAACUUAAUGACACCUGUUUUAUUCAUGUAAAUGUCAUAUCAUUAAGUGAUUCUUUUAAGUUAACAUUAAUGUGCCCACAUAAAUCCUUUAAGCUUUGUGUAAAGCAGCUUUGACUACCACCACAUGAACCAAGUCAGAAUGACUAAAAAAAAAAAGACAAUAUAAUGAAAAACAGACAGCUGUUUUUCAUUUUGUCCAGGUGCAUUGACUUAACGUUCUGACAAUGUCUGUAAGCCUGAUUACCACAUUUUUUUUGAUUCCUUUGGCUAUGUCAAAUGAUUUAAUUGCUCACUGCCUAUACCAGCCAUUUGUUAUGUGAUUCAGAAAAUCUAUUGUUAUGCCCAAAAAUGAAUAAAGGAGAGCUGUGGAGUUAUGAAGGCUUAUACAUA